GCGCGCAUAACUACCGGAAAUGCAUUCCAGUCCUAGAAAGCUAUCACUGCGAGCGAAGAUUUUUAGUAGAUUGCCACCAGGUGCCGAAUCCCGAAAUGAACCCGGUAGUGUUCGAGAUGUUAGUGCAAACAGUGAUGCAACCGCGUUAGCGGAUAUGGAAGAACCAGGUGAUCCAUUUGCCAGCUGUGAAUCACUGGAUUCCGACGGAUCCAGCAGUGUCGGUGACCAUCUGGUCCACUUUGAAGGCAUCGAUUUAGACUCGCAGUUCUUCAGUCAGGAUUUUCAAUGCACUGCCACCGUCACUGAGGAUGAUCGAGCUGAGCGGGAUUCAAAACCGGAAAUAGCGGCAUUCAGUAAUAGUGGAUCAGAAAGCGACGCAGACGAGAAGGAACAAAUCAACCUGAUGCUGACACAAUUGGUCGAUUAUGAACGAAGACACGGUGAAGCUAGGAAUAUUAUACAAAAUUACGAUUUCAAGCCUGAGGAGUUCGAUAAGAUUGCACUCAGGGAAAUUAAGGAGGAUAUCGCCGGAGUUAUUAAUAAAGCCGAGAACCUCAUCAACGUGGAGGAUGUUGACAUGCCUAGCAUGAAAGAGCCGGCUAUCGAUGAAGAGUGGCAGCAUGUUGAGGUUUUCAGUGGUGAUGAAGGGAAACACGUGGAGGUGGAGGUGGUCGUUAGUCAGCAGACUACCAAAGCGGGUAAGGUUAUCGACAUCGAUGCUCAACUAAGGCGGCUGCUUCAAAGCGAGAAACGAGAAAAGCAUUUACAGCUGCAUAAAGUGCAUUUACUUUGUCUGCUUGGAAAUGGAUUCUAUCUGAAUAAGUUAAUCAACAAUAUAGUCAAUGAUAAUUGCCAGCAAAUUAUAGAAAUCUUGGAACAUUUCGAUAUAGAAACGCCUGAAGAAACUGAACUCAAAUACCUAAGUACAAUUUGUGAUAUAUAUAGAAGCAUUAGUAAAAUACUAGAAACAUCGAGAGCAAUAUUCAAAGGCUGUGAAACAUCACUUAUUCUACUUCUGCUAGCCAUCUUGAGGUUCCUCUCGAUAGAAGCUCGAUUAGUCAGGCAUCUGAACGUGCUUCCUAAAAAUCCCAUGCUUACUAAAGUGAAGCUUUGCGCACUGACCACUCAAUCCCAAAAUUCCAACAAACCUACCCAAGCCGGUUCAAUUCCGACUGAGCGAUAUCGCAAUGUUCCGCUAACGACGGCGGAAAUUCUGAAACAGAAACCAGAGUUUGCGAACUUCUCACAAUUGCCGCAGGUAGAUGGCGCGGACGAUUGCAUCGGAGAGAAACGACUUCGCUUAGACCUCUCAACGGACCCGAAGCCCAACCUGUGGAAACUUAAGCUUAAGACUCCCAUGACCAUGCAUUCGAAGUUGAAAACCAAGUCCUCUCAGACUACGUCCCGGUUUUUCAAACAACCGGAAAAGCUUCCGAGGGCUAAAAAGAAACUCGCUAAGAAGCCAGCUGAAGAUAAGCACCCCAUUCAAAGUGUUGAAACCCUCACCCAUUGGAUCGAAGUCUACCUGCCGGCGGAAAGCCGGUGGGUCACCGUGGACAUCCUGUCCGGUCGGGUAGAUUGCCUGGACCAUGUAGUACAACAGCAGCUCCCACAACCGGUGGCGUACGUCUUCGGUUGGAGCAACGACGGCAGCUUGCAGGACGUUAGCGGCCGGUAUUGGUGGCAGAACGAGACGGGCUCCAGACGCUUGCGGGUAGCGGACAAGUGGUUGAAAGUUCUCACUCAGAGCUACGGGAGACGUCAUCGGAAGGUGAUGCAGGACUUGCUGGACGAGCGGGAUUUUAGGCGGCUACGCUUUCGGGCACCGAUACCGGAGAAGAUUUCAGACUUCAAAAACCACCCCUCCUACUGCCUGAAACGGGACCUGCUCAAAUUUCAAGCCAUCUACCCGGCGGACGCUCCGCCGCUGGGGUUCUUCCGCGAUGAACCGAUCUACGCCCGGGAAUGUGUUCAUACGCUACACUCGCGCGAAGUUUGGCUCCGCCAUGCCAAAGUGAUUCGCCUAUACGAACCGCCCUACAAGGUGGUGAUGUCCAAGCUGAAACGCGAGAAAACCGAACUGGAGCUGUUCGGUUACUGGCAAACGGAGGACUACGUACCGCCAAAAGCCAGCGGCGGUCGGGUACCACGGAAUGCCUACGGAAACAUUGAACUCUUCAAGGAUUGCAUGCUGCCUGAGGGGACGGUGCAUUUGAAACAGACCAACAUUUCCAAAACAUGCCGAAGAUUGAAGGUGGACUACGCAAUUGCUGUGGUUGGGUUCGGCAUCCACGCUGGCGGGAACCACCCUGUAUUCGAAGGAAUCGUUAUCUGCCAGGAGUUCGAGCAGCUGGUGCUAGAUGAAUACGAACGAGAUCAGUUGGAACAAGACAUGAGGAUACACGAGAAGAAGGAGAAGAGAAUCUAUGAUAAUUGGAGGAAACUGAUCAGAGGACUACUGAUUAGGAACAAGCUAAGAAAUAAAUACAAUUUUGGUGAUAUGUGAUCAGAAGAAAUCAGUAUAUUGUAAAAUGUUUGAGUGUAUCAAAAUCGAAACGUGAACAUAAAAAAUAACAUUAAAAUACAAUACUGCUGCCAGAGCAUCUUA
This is a messenger RNA of Ochlerotatus camptorhynchus, 2608 nucleotides long. RefSeq names its product DNA repair protein complementing XP-C cells homolog. The coding region runs from base 20 to 2506 and encodes 828 amino acids. The record is from RefSeq and is a predicted model, not a curated record. Gene Ontology annotation, biological process: mismatch repair; nucleotide-excision repair. Gene Ontology annotation, molecular function: damaged DNA binding; single-stranded DNA binding. Gene Ontology annotation, cellular component: cytoplasm; nucleotide-excision repair factor 2 complex; nucleus. The transcript is spliced from 3 exons. NCBI's taxonomy places the organism in Eukaryota, Metazoa, Arthropoda, Insecta, Diptera, Culicidae.